AUGAUAAGCAUCUUGACUUCAACUAAAUUCUAGUUUUCAAGAGCAAGCAAACAGGCUAUCUAAAAAACAAAAACAGAUGUUCAAGAGCUUGAAUUGUAAAAGUUCGCGACUCCUUCUGACAGAGAACUUUACUUACUCAUGAAGUCAUUUGAUAUGACUACUUAAGAUCCAUUUACUAUUGUUGAGAGUGUAUUAAAGUUUACAGUAUAACAGGAUUAUGCAGUAAGUGAAGAUUUUGUGUAGAAAAAUCUCGAGUUCUUUGCAAAUUUACAAGAGAAGAUAUAAGAAAGAUUAGUAGAGUUAAACUUAGAAUUAGAUUAAGCAAUUUAAGAUCACUUAUCUGUUGAUGAUUUGAAAGCUUAGAGAUUAGAUUAAUAACUUGGAUAAGUAAUUUAGUUCUCCUAUGCUAUGAAUUAUGAUGAUGAGGGACUAUGGGCCAAGAUUUAUAAUGCAGUUUAAAAACUUUAAAAAUUGGAUGCUUUAACCUUUGAUGGUGUUGUUUCGAUCAAUUUUGUUUUGGCUUAAUUAAAAAAGGAUUAAAACUAUGAAUUACUUGCUGAGAACUAAUUGAUAGAACUUCAAAACGGAUUCAAGAAUUAUCUUCUUAAUUUGAUAGCUGACUUUGAUUCAAAGACCACAGAUGAUUUAAUGAAAAUAUUUAGAGUAGGAAUAAAAGUUCUUAAUAUUUAAGAGAAUGAAGAAUUCUUUUCUUGUUUAGAUAGAGUGAUUGGGGAUAGAGUAGAUGAACUAAGUCUUGAUGAGUUUACUGGAAUAACAGGAAUAAUUUAAAAUCAUAACUUGACUGUAGAUGAUGUAGAUCCGAUAUCACUUGAUUUAUUCCUUAUGAAAGGUGAGGAUUUCAUCACAAAGAAUCUCAAUUUUUUGCAAAAAGAUUAAAUUCUAAGUGUCAUUGGGGCUUAUUGCUCUACUGAGUUAAUAAAGCAAAUGCCAGAUCUAGAGAGAGCUUUAGAAAAAGAGAUACUAACUAGAACUUAAACUCUGACUUCAUUCGAUAUAGCUUACUUGGUUAAGGUAAUUUCAGAUGCCAAGGCUGGCUCUGCUGAAUUCUACGCUGCCAUGGAUAAGUAUAUUGGCAAUCACAUGAAUAGUAUAGAAGCUGAAAACCUUUUCCCUAUUCUGAGAGCAUUUUAUGAUUCAGGCAAAGCAAGGAAUAAAAUUUUCAUUAAACUGUAACCACAUGUUUUGAGAUCCUUAGAUCAACUAGACUUAAAUUAGAUAAUGAGCAUUGCUAGAUUGUACUUCGAAAUGGCUAUUGAAUAAACUACAUUCUACGAGAAUAUUGCAGCUUAUGCUGAACAGCAUUUAGAUAAACUAUAAGAAAGUGGACUUGUAAAUGGAUUAAUCUCAUUUAAAAAAGUCUAAACUUAGAGAUAACUGCCAAUAGUAGUAGAUCUAGAAAAAAUCCUUAUGAGUAAUAUGGACUCACUAGGACCUUCAUCAAUCUUUCAACUUCUGAAUCUCUACAGUGGACUAGACAAACUUAAGGGUCAUUCAAAGCUUCUCUAAGCACUAGCUACCCAGUCCAUUAAACUUUUGAAUGAAAUUAAGCGUUCAGGCUAAUUGAUAGGCAGUGCUGAUGUGCUAAUGCUGCUAUAAAGUUAUGAGAAAAUGCAGGCAAAGCUUGAAACAAUAUCGCUAGUUGCAAAUGAUAUUCCAGCCUAGGUGCAUUUAUAUAAUGACAAUGAUCUAUAAUUUCUUUAUACAUACUUAUCUGGCUAUUAAAAGGAAAAUAAUGGCUUUGAUAAAGCAUUUUUCGCAGUCAGAGAUGAAGUCAAUUCAAGAAAAGAAAAUUUUGAAGUUGAAGGCUAUUGA
Stylonychia lemnae is the source of this 1833-nucleotide messenger RNA. Lineage: Eukaryota; Ciliophora; Spirotrichea; Sporadotrichida; Oxytrichidae. The record is from the annotation of a GenBank genome assembly.